This is a messenger RNA of Morchella sextelata, 1752 nucleotides long. RefSeq lists its product as uncharacterized. Bases 1 to 1752 code for a protein of 583 amino acids. The transcript has a single exon. The record is from RefSeq and is a predicted model, not a curated record. NCBI's taxonomy places the organism in Eukaryota, Fungi, Ascomycota, Pezizomycetes, Pezizales, Morchellaceae. Gene Ontology annotation, molecular function: nucleic acid binding; zinc ion binding.
AUGACUACCCGAAGGGAUAAUUAUUUCAUAGAUAACUCGGCCGUAACUGAGGAGGCCGGGGAAGAUUCUAUGGUAAUAUCGAGGGCUGCUAGCCCAGAUCCCCUACUUACGGGAGGACCCUCUACACAAACUAGGCAAUCGAGCAAACGCUCUGCUCAAGCCCAGUUUACGAGGAAUAUGCAGGAGUUUUUGGAUACCCAUGAGGCACAAAUGAGGUAUCUUGGUACAGCUGGACAGGCCAUGUGGCAGCAGCUACAAAACCUCCAGGAACAAGUGAAAGGGGGCGGGCAAGUCCUGGACAAGAAAGUACGGCAAGAAGCCAUCGCCCACAAGCAACAUCUCGAAUCGCUCUUUGAGCUCGUCGAAAAUGUUCGGCAAGUACAGGAAGCCGCACGAGCCGCCGACCACGAGGUUCUGGAUCGCAACCAUCGGAUUACCCAGAACCAACUACUGGAGGCGGAACGACAGCUGAGAGUUGCAAGAGAAGAGCGAGAGCAGGAGAAGAGGGAACAGCGGGAACUGUUGGCGCAAUUUAAGCAGUCCGAUGACAUAAGAAACCCACCGAGAGGUAAUAUUGGGGGAGACCCAGAACCUUCCGACGACGAUGACGAUGAUAAUAGCGAAUGGUCGCAUGGUCGGAAGAAUUGGAGAAUGAAUCGAGGCGGGAACCGGAAUUCGGCGCCGUCUGAAGACGAGGAUAUGGUAGAUUCACUCGCCAAAAUACCAUUCGAGUUCGAUAAUGCCAGGAAGCAUAACCUGCGGCAUUGGCUCAUGGAAUGCGAGAUCUACUUCGAGCAGAAGCCCAAGAAGUUCCGAACGGACAGGAACAAGGUACUCUUCGCUGGGACGUAUACGUGUGGGUUGGCAAAGGAAUGGUUUAUGGAAUAUAUCGAGACCAAGAUGCUAGGACCGGCAGCCGCGGACUACGCUACUUGGACUCGUUUCCGUCAGGAGAUCAGGAAACGCUUCUUAAGCACUCAGGAGGCUAUGGAAAACGCGAUGAAGAUGCAGCAGUUUAAGUACUCUGCUAACAUCGGAGACUACCUGACGAGAAUGGAGAUCAUGAACCAGCAUGCUCAGAUGAAAGGAGCAUCCUAUCGCGCCGCCCUGCUCCAAGGGCUACCAAACGAAAUCCGGGAGCGCCACUCACGCUUCGAUCCAACCGAUGACGACUCCGAGUACAUCCAACAGUUGGAACGAGCCGGCAAGGCUCACGAGGCUUAUCAAGAGCAGAUGAAGAUGUUGGGGAAAGCGGAGUCGAGAGGAAGAGAGUCGAACAAUGGUGGAAACUCGCGGCAGAAGGAGAAGGGGUUUAAGAUCAAGGGGAGGGCUCAGACUGAGGAGAAAGAAAAGGGGCAAGAUAAGAAGAGCACCAGCAAGAACAAGUCGGGGAAUAAGCCAAUAUACCACGACUACGACGAAGCCACCAAAGGAGUUCCACAGCCGGUCCGAGAACAGCGAAAGACCGAUGGCGUUUGCGUGCGAUGUGGCCGAAAGGGUCAUCUUUGGAAAUGGUGUCGUUCAGAUGUUAAUAGCAGUGCAUCUAUCUCCUCUUUCUCCCGAAAGCGUACCCGCGAUGACGAUGGUGACCACGAUAUGGAACCACCGGAACCCCAACCUCAGAAAAAGCGUAUGAGGCAUCGUGCUAGAAAGCCGGCUGCUACGGCUGCUGCGGAGUACACCACUGGGCAAGCGUUUGUACGAGAACGCGGAUCGGAAUCGGAAAUGGAUUUCGAUAUGGAUUUUCAAUAG